Molecule: messenger RNA, 878 nt
Organism: Mesitornis unicolor (brown roatelo)
Lineage: Eukaryota; Metazoa; Chordata; Aves; Mesitornithiformes; Mesitornithidae
Gene: ASB9
Product: ankyrin repeat and SOCS box containing 9
Exons: 7
Coding region: 108-878 (256 amino acids)
Biological process (GO): protein ubiquitination; positive regulation of protein catabolic process
Molecular function (GO): protein binding
Source: RefSeq, a predicted model, not a curated record
GCCGGAUCACUGGCUGCCUUCCAGAGCAGCCAGGGAGCUGUUUCGUUAAAUCCCAACCCAGACCAGCCAUGAAGUGAAAAAACAGAAAUUGGGCAGACGGGGCUGAGAUGGAUAUUGAGGAAACAAAUCAAAACGCCAGCAAAUCGCAAGGAGUUGGAGGCCAGGCGUCUGCAAUGUCUCUAUCAAACCCACUGAUGAGGGACUUUGUUUCAGACUGGUCUCCUUUACACGAUGCUUCUAUCCAUGGUCGUCUGCUUGCUCUGAAGAAACUCAUCAAACAGGGGAGUGAUGUGAACCUUGUCACAGCAGACCAGGUGUCUCCUCUCCAUGAAGCCUGCCUAGGUGGUCAUGCUGCUUGUGCCAGUGUCCUAUUAAAACAUGGUGCUCAGGUGAAUGGAGUUACUGUUGACUGGCACACUCCAUUGUUCAGUGCAUGUGUCAGUGGUAGUGUGGCUUGCUUGAAUUUAUUGGUGCAGCAUGGAGCCAGCCUACACCCGCCCUGUGACUUGGCAUCCCCCAUCCAUGAAGCUGCUAAGAGAGGUCAUGUGCAAUGUGUUGAAUUCCUUGCAUUGCAUGGAGUAAACAUAGAUCACAACAUCAAGCAUCUGGGUACUCCACUUUACAUAGCUUGUGAGAACCAGCAAAUGAACUGUGCCAAGAAGCUCCUUGAGUCAGGAGCAAAUGUGAACAGUGGCAAGGGCCUGGACUCCCCUCUGCACGUGGCUGCCAGGAAUUGCAAUGCAGAGCUGGUGUCGCUGCUGAUUGACUUCGGAGCAGACAUUUGGGUGAAGAAUGCCGAAAGCAAGAGGCCAAUGGAGCUGGUCCCACCUGGCAGCCCUGUGGGCCGACUCUUCCUGCAGAAAGAAGGUGCCCCUUAG